AUGAAUACCGCCCCCAAAUCAUCAUCCAGGGACAGAUUCUGGCGAGAUGUUCUUGGAGCACCAAAUACCACCCGCGAGUCAUCAUCGCUGGAUGAACCAUCCAUCGAGAUUCCAAAGAAAGUCGACAGAGAUGCUACAAUAUCUCCGCCAUCCAGCAACAGGGUACCCACAUCUCUGCGAUCCAGGGACAGAUUCUGGAAGCAGCUGUCGAGGAGGGAAGAACAGCGAGAUGUUCUUGGAGGACCAAAUACCACCCGCGACUCAUCAUCCAGCGAUGAACCGUUCAUCGAGACCCCAAAGAAAGUCGACAUAGAUGCUACCAUAUCUCUGCCAUCCAGCAACAGGCAAACCACCCCUGGGCCAUCCAUCGAAAGGUCAUCCAGCAUCCCAUCCGGGGCUACCCCCAGAACUUUGCCAUCCAGCGGGAGUACCAAAUCUGUCCCAUCCAGCGUGAAACUAGUCAUAGAUGACCGAGGCCAUGCCCGUGUCAUCGAGGAACCAUCCACCGAAAAGUCAUCCAGCAUCCCAUCUGGGGCUACCCCCAGAACUCUGCCAUCCAGCGGGAGUACCAUUUCUAUCCCAUCCAGCGUGGAACGAUUCAUCGAGGACCGACGCCGUGCCCGUGCCAGAGAGGUGGAGGACCAACGCCGUGCCCGUGUCAAGGAGGCGGAGGACCGACGCCGUGCCCGUGUCAUCGGGGAACCAUCCAACGAUCCACCAUUCGUACAGAACGGUGUCAUGGAGGACCCAUUCACCGGUUACCCGCCCACCGAGAGACCAUCCAACGGGGAACCGAAAUGGUUCAUCAAGAGACGACCACCCAUCGAGGAACCAGCCAACGAUCCACCAUUAAUCAAGGACCGUCUAGACCGUGUCAUCGAGGACCCAUUCAUCGAUGACCCAUCCUUCGAGAGACCACCCAACGCGGAACCAUCCAUCGAGGAGCCAUCCAACAAAAGACAACGCUUCUGCGAGCCAGCCCAUGGACACCCGUACCAGUUCAUUCACAUCGCCGCUAGGCAGCAGGCAGAUGACGAAAAGCUAGGGUCUGGGGACCAGCAAGCUCUUGUGGCCUUCAUGACGGCCCAAACGAAGGCCCAAAGGCGAGUGCGCCAACACGAAUUGCGCCUGUGCUACAUCCCUAUGGCCGUCGCUCCUGACGCCGAACGCAAUCGACUCGAUGCCGCAGCUCCGUCGAGUAGUUGCCUCCAAAUCUCAGAGGGCGCUUUCAAUGAUAUGCUGAAGGGAUGUGGCAUCCCCUUAGGCUAUGGUCCAAUGAUUACGAACGAAAAGAUCGGAUACUACACAUCAAUCUUUACUAACUUCGACGACGAGCGCAGCGGCUUGAUCGCAACCAACGAGUACAUCCUUCUCUGGAAUUACAACGGCAAGAGAAACAUGAAACGCCUGAGCGCUCUCUUCUUCCAUUGCCGAGACAUCAUCACCGAGACAAAGCCUUGUUUGGGACCCAUCCAAUACGUUGUUGCUUUAGAGCGGGACAAUUCCAUGACAAGAGCCGUGACUGGGACUCUUGUGCGGCUAAAUGGAUUGUCAGCCAGAACUUUGCGAAUCCACCAGUCACGGGACGACAUUGCACAGAUUCUUGGUAGGCUUUCCGUCCUCCGGGCGGAGACUGUGAGAUUAAUGAAUACGAUAAUUACCAUGAACUGGUGUCUGGAGGUCUGUAAGAAGCACAGUUUUUCACCGGAUCGUCUGGAAGCUCUCGGCGAGAGUUUUGCGGAAGGCGAGCUACGAGUAAGAUCAAUCCAGGAGGGCUUCCAGUCGCUCGACAGAAAGUUGAACACUCUACAAAACAUGUUCGAUGAUCCAAUAGACCUUGACGGAUUUGACCAGUCGCAGCCAUCAGAUCCGGUCAGGCAAUCCGGGGUGAUGCCAGAGAUGCUAGAACUCAACCGGGCGCCGUCGUUGGACCCCGGCAGCCAAUACGGGGGGAUACCAGAGAUGCUAGAUUUCAACCAGGCGCCGCCGCCAGAACACGACAGUCAGUUCGAUGACCUCUUUGGGAUGCUAGAGCACAACCAGGUGCCGUCGUCAGACCCUGUCAGCCAAACCGGGGGGAUGCCAGAGAUGCUAGAUUUCGAGCACUUGGAUGACCUGUCAGAGAUGCUAGAGCUCAACCAGGGAGGAGACGACAGCAACCAGAUGGUGGAAUUCGACACCCAGUUUGGGGAGGAGUUUUCAUUGGACUGA
Molecule: messenger RNA, 2211 nt
Organism: Anthostomella pinea
Lineage: Eukaryota; Fungi; Ascomycota; Sordariomycetes; Xylariales; Xylariaceae
Source: the annotation of a GenBank genome assembly